AGAUGGCGAAAAUAUAUCUUACAAAUUGACAAUUGCAGUGCAGACGAAAAUCCCAUUCACAAUUUCACAAGAUAAGCACGUGUUUGUGAAGAAACACAGAUUUGCUUCACUAUAAUCAUUGACAAAGUUUGCUUUAAAGGCGAAGAUGAGCGAUAAAGAGGAAGCGAUGGAUGACGGCGUUCGUGUCAAUGACGAAGAAAUGAAGGCCGAUGAUGAUGAUGACAGUGAGAACUAUGAGGAAAAUGACAGUGACGCAGAAGAAGAGGACGACGAAGAUAGCCAAGACGAAGAGGAAGCAGGGGAAGAAGAUGAGAAUGAGGGCCCACAACAAACUUACUUACCAGGAAAACCCUUGGAGGAAGGAGAAGAACUUGUUUGUGAUGAAAAUGCCUAUCUCAUGUUUCAUCAAGCUAAUACAGGUGCUCCUUGUCUUAGUUUUGACAUCAUCCCCGAUGGCUUGGGAAGUGAGCGCACUGAUUUUCCACACACCGCUUAUCUGCUAUCUGGAACCCAAGCAUCCACAGACUUCACUAACCGUCUUAUUGUUAUGAAAAUGUCAAACAUGCAAAAGACUCAACCUGAAUCUGACAGUGAAGACAGUGAUGAUGACGAUGAUGAAAAUGUGAUGAAACCGGAUCUUGAGUGUGCAAUUAUCCACCAUCAGGGUUCUGUGAACAGAGUCAGGAUGUGUGUUGUUGGAGACAAACCAUUAGCAGCUUCAUGGUCUGAAACAGGCAAAGUAUUUUUAUGGGAUCUAACUCACCCUUUGAAAGCUGUUAAUGAUCCAGUUUUGCUGAGGAACUAUGUUGAAAAUAAAGAGAGUCCCAGACCACUUUUCACUUUCAAAGGUCAUACCACGGAAGGGUUUGCAAUGGAUUGGUCUACACCCAUGCCUGGUGUUUUGGCCACGGGUGAUUGCAAAAAGAACAUCCACAUUUGGAAACCAAGUGAAGGUGGUCUUUGGGCUGUAGAUCAGCGUCCUCUCAUUGGUCAUGAUGCAUCUGUUGAAGAUUUGCAGUGGUCACCUAAUGAACCUAAUGUUCUCGCGUCUUGUUCCGUCGAUCGCAGUAUUCGUAUUUGGGAUACACGAGUUCAGCCAAGUAAAGCGUGCAUGCUCGCCGCAAUCAAUGCCCACGAAAAUGACAUCAAUGUUAUCAAUUGGAACAAGAAGGAACCUUUCAUUCUGUCCGGAGGUGACGAUGGAAAGCUGCACGUAUGGGAUUUACGACAAUUUCAGUCGAGCACACCUGUUGCAACUUUCAAGCAUCAUACUGCACCAAUCACUUCGGUAGAAUGGCACCCAACAGACUCUACCGUAUUUGCAUCGGCAGGAGCUGACGAUCAGAUUGCUUUAUGGGAUUUGGCUCUGGAGAAAGACGAAGAAACUGCGAUUGUAGAUCCUGAACUUGCUGUAAGUAAAAUAUUUUUCGCCCAAAGAAACACAUCCACCUUCAUUGACUCUGUAUAUUUUUUUCUGCAGGACUUAGCACCACAAUUACUGUUUAUCCAUCAGGGACAGAAGGAAAUUAAAGAACUGCACUGGCAUCCGCAAAUUCCUGGCAUGAUUAUCAGCACAGCUAUAACUGGUUUCAAUAUAUUCAAAACUAUAAGCGUGUGAGAGUGGUAGAAAAUCUAUGUACUAAUGACACGUUGAUAUAUAAAUUUGCCCAAUGAAUUACUGAACCACAUCUGUGUUGAUUAAAUGUCUCAUGGUAGGACGUCCGUGCGGGCAAUUCUAAUAAAAACAAUUCACAUUUA
Messenger RNA from Daphnia pulex (common water flea), 1758 nucleotides. Its product is annotated as glutamate-rich WD repeat-containing protein 1-like. The record is from RefSeq and is a predicted model, not a curated record. The coding region runs from base 146 to 1618 and encodes 490 amino acids. Gene Ontology annotation, molecular function: protein binding. The transcript has 8 exons. Lineage: Eukaryota; Metazoa; Arthropoda; Branchiopoda; Diplostraca; Daphniidae.